AAGACCACCUAGGGUGCUGUUCGUGCUGAGUAGUUGCUUGGAGAGGCGGUGGAUGCGUGAGGAUCCGCGUGGCGAUGGUUCAGAUGUGGGAGUUGCUGCAGAUGUGGUUGCUGCUGAUGCUGCCCUGGGAAAAUGCCUUGACAGGGAAUUAACACCCUUCAGUGAUGGGCUGUGGGACAAGCAAGGUUCUUCCCGAGCCCCCCAAAGAUGUGCAGCUGGAUCUGGUUAAAAAAGUAGAACCUUACACAGGCCACAAUGACAUAUACAAGCAUUUCAUCAAAGAUGACUGUGGGACUGUCAUCAAAGCUGGCUCUCCCUCGCCUCCGCGUCACGCUAACCCAUAUCCCGGUAACCACCUGCCUACCCACGUGGACCAGCCUGAACCCCGCAAGAACAAAGUGGCUAAAUACCGUGCCAAAUUUGACCCCAGAGUGACGGCCAAGUACGACAUUAAAGCCCUGAUUGGAAGAGGAAGCUUUAGCCGCGUUGUGCGGGUGGAACACAAGGCUACCAAGCAGCCCUACGCGAUCAAGAUGAUAGAGACCAAAUACCGGGAGGGGAGGGAAGUGUGCGAGUCGGAGCUUAGCGUACUGCGGCGGGUUCGGCACACCAACAUAAUCCAGCUUAUCGAGGUGUUUGAGACCCAGGACCGUGUAUACAUGGUGAUGGAACUGGCAACGGGGGGAGAACUGUUUGAUCGAAUCAUUGCGAAAGGCUCCUUCACGGAGAGGGAUGCUACGCGGGUGCUGCAGAUGGUGUUGGACGGUGUGAGGUACCUGCAUACGCUGGGUAUCACGCACCGGGACCUGAAGCCCGAGAAUCUGCUCUACUACCAUCCCGGGACGGAUUCAAAAAUCAUGAUUACGGACUUUGGACUGGCAAGUGCUCGGAAGAAGGGCGAUGACUGCCUGAUGAAAACCACCUGUGGGACCCCAGAGUACAUUGCUCCUGAGAUCCUGGUCAGGAAGCCGUACACUAACUCCGUGGACAUGUGGGCGCUGGGUGUGAUCUCGUACAUCCUCCUGAGCGGCACCAUGCCCUUUGAAGAUGACAACCGCACCCGCUUAUACCGGCAGAUCCUGAAAGGAAAAUACAGUUACUCGGGCGAGCCCUGGCCCAGCGUUUCCAACCUGGCCAAGGAUUUCAUUGAUCGCCUGCUCACGGUGGACCCCAGUGACAGGAUGACAGCCCUUCAGGCCCUGAAGCACCCCUGGGUGGUCAGCAUGGCAGCCUCAUCCUCCAUGAAGAACCUGCACCGUUCCAUCUCCCAAAACCUUCUCAAGAGGGCAUCGUCCCGCUGCCAGAGCACCAAAUCCGCGCAGUCCACGCGCUCCAGCCGCUCCACCAAGUCCAACAAGUCGCGGCGCGUUCGGGAACGGGAGCUGCGAGAGCUCAACCUGCGCUACCAGCAGCAAUACACCGGCUGAGCACUGGGCUGGGACCGGCCAGAAGUCUUUCCAGAAGUCUUCCCUGCAGUGUAGGUGUGCAGCACCCUUUGCUGCACACGCACUUGGUGAGGAACAUCCAGGUUCCUCCCUCCCCUCCUUCAGGUGUCCCCCCGCGCGGAGGAAAAGGGACCUUGUGGUGGCCAUCGCACCCUGCGGGCACUCCUGGGCGAGCAGUGCCACAGGGUCUCAUGCAGGAAACGGAGCAGCUCUUGUGGGCUUGGAGCUCAGAGCCUCGAGGAACAGACAAACUCAGGAGCUGCAAAGGAGGAGAAGAGCUCUUUCUGUAGCCCAGGAGCUUGGUUGUUCAUAGUUAUUUAUUGAUUCCAGAGUGUUUGGUUUCUCUCAUUUGCAUAUGAAAAAAAAAAUCACUAAGUGCACACCUGUGUGCACACCCUCACGUGUGUAUAUUCAAAAUGCUAUACAUACACUUAGUCUGAGCUGGUGUA
Messenger RNA from Oxyura jamaicensis (ruddy duck), 1894 nucleotides. RefSeq names its product protein serine kinase H1 (gene PSKH1). The transcript has 3 exons. The record is from RefSeq and is a predicted model, not a curated record. Lineage: Eukaryota; Metazoa; Chordata; Aves; Anseriformes; Anatidae. Gene Ontology annotation, molecular function: protein kinase activity; ATP binding. Bases 165 to 1427 code for a protein of 420 amino acids. Gene Ontology annotation, biological process: protein phosphorylation.